AUGUCUUCCGUAGUUACCUCCACCAAUGCUCAACAGACGGCUUCAUCUCAGCCACAGAGUCGUGAACAUCAGCACCGAGGAAGCAGAGGCGGAAAAGCUCAAGGAAAUAAAGGAAGAGGACGUGGUGGACGAGGAGGACGAGAGAUUAAUAAUGGAAGGGAAACCAAGGUCAUCAAGAAUCAGGACUCCGGGGCUAAGGAGAGCAGAGAGAAAACAAACUUGGUGGAAGAUACGACCCGUGUUGUCGCUGCUGCUGCCGACGACGUAGAUUCUGAAAGUGAUGUCUGCUGGAUCUGCGCUGAGCCCGUAAUAUACUACUCACUUUCUGCGUGCAAUCACCGCACGUGUCACGUUUGUGCGUUGAGGCUCAGGGCACUUUACAAGAAGGAUGUCUGCACAUUCUGUAAGGAACCUCAACAAGAUGUAAUCUUCACAACUUCAGCUGAUAAGCCUUUUGCUGAAUAUUCCGACGAACUUUCUUCGUCGAUUGAUGGUUCUUCACCAAAAUUUUACGAUCCGAAACUUAGAGUCGCAUUCGAAACGCAGGAGAUGAUGACAGAGUCGCUUAUUCUUUUGCGCUUUAACUGUCCAGACAAUGAAUGUGACUACAUCGCCAAAGGAUGGGGCGAUCUGAAGAUGCAUGUUCGAGCAAGCCAUGGCAGGUUGAUGUGCGAGCUGUGCAUCCGGAGCAAAAAGGUAUUUGCACAUGAGCAUGUGUUAUACACCUAUCAGCAGCUCCGAGUCCAUCUACCUUCCAUGGAUUACAGCGGUAGGCAGCGUCCCGGCAAGAAAUCUAAUGCUACUUUGAACCCACCAGAAGGUGGGAUUCACCCCUUGUGCGAAUUUUGCCGAGAAUGCUUCUUCAGUGAGGACGAGCUCUACGCUCACAUGCGGGAACGGCACGAAGAGUGUUUCGUCUGUAAGAGGGAAGGGGUAAGAGACAAUUAUUUCGCAGCUUAUCCUGAUCUUGAAUCUCACUUUUCCACUGCACAUUAUGCAUGCACGCAUCCCGAAUGCUUACAACGCAAAUUUGUCGUGUUUGGCAGCGCCUUAGAUCUACAAGCACACAUGGUAGAUGAACAUGGUGCCAGUAGAAAGGUCGUCGGAAUUGAGUUUGCAAGUGGGGCUGGUGGAGGAAGAGAUAUUGGGAGCAGGAAUAAUAGGGAUCCACCACCAAGACAGCAGCCACCUCCGUUACCGCCUCCAGCUCCCUCUCAAAAUCAAAGUAGAAGAAGACAGGCGUUUGGCGGGGCUUUAACUAGUGGAGAUGCGACCCCAACAACAAGCAGUCCUGCACCCGUAAACAUUGGACCCGGACUAGGAAUUAGUCGGCGUUCAUCACCCACCGCGAAUGCAGAUAGGGAAGACACAUUUGUGGAUCCCGCUGUAGCAGAUCGCCACAGUGCGUUCCUCACGCUCCUCUCCAAUCUCGCUCCAAAUCCAUCCAGCGCGUUGACAGCUGUUAAAGCUGCCGCGCGGGGCUACAGAGCCGGCGAAAGCACUGCGCGGGAUCUCAUCGGAAUCGUAUGGAAUGUGUUGGAUGCUUCACAAAAUAAAGGUUCGGGAAAAAGCGGUACGGAAGGAUUGGAACCUACCGCAAGGGUGAUCAAUUCGUUUGUGGAUCUGCUUGAAGAGGAUGAAGAUAGGGAUGGUAUAGAGGAGAAAGACAAGAAGAGUUUAGAACUACUGAGAGAGUGGAAAGGAUUUGAAAUCGAGCAACGUCGUCAAUUCCCGGACCUCAUUGCCUCAGCAACAGCAUCUUCGUCGACCGGAGGUUAUGCAGCUAUCACCUCUGGACGUGUCCUCAACGCGAAACAUUCUACUCAUACUUCUUCUAACCGAGGUGGUUCUUCCACCAGAAGAGUAUGGGAUCGUGUUGCACAAGCAGCCAAUUCGAGCUCUGGAGCUCGAUUACCAAAUGCUGCAGGUCCUUCGGGUUCUCUCGUUCCCGGUUCUUUGGCGGCUGUAAACGCAAAGACUGCCGACAAGUUUCCACCGCUUGGAGGUGGUGGAGUUGGCUCAUCCAAAGCACCCACAGGAUCACGAAAAACUCCUUGGGCCGGUUCUGGGUCCACCACCUCUGGUGCUGUUAAUCCUAGUGCAACAUCUGCAUUCCCUGGUCUAUCAUCCUCAGCUUCAUCCUCUUCCCCCGCGCCAUUACGCCCGUUUUCGGUCCCUGCCUCAUCCAUAACAUCAAAGACAAGGACCAAUGGCACGCCCCCUCCAAAAUUGAGCACAGCUGCAUUCCCAGGUCUCCCCACUUCUGAGAAUAAGCGUGAGAAGGUGCAGGUGAAAGGGAACGUGUCGUUGAGGAAUAUAUUGGGUUCCACGAAGGAAGUCCCAACGUCGAAGUGGGGCGCUUCUGGUGGAAACGGCUUGAAUGGUACUGGUGCGUUGCCUGCGCCUGGAUCGGGAUCGGCUACACCCGUUACGACACCUGGUCCCAAUGAAGUGGAAGAGUUGGUUGAGCCCACAGAAGUAGAAGUUGGAGAGGGGUUGAGUGCGACCGGGAAGAAGAGUCAAGUUCACAACAAAGGGAAGGGUAAAGGAAAGCAGAAACAGAUGCUGUUCACUUUGGGAUCAUUUCCUACGUAG
Messenger RNA from Lentinula edodes (shiitake mushroom), 2595 nucleotides. RefSeq lists its product as uncharacterized. The transcript has 7 exons. Bases 1 to 2595 code for a protein of 864 amino acids. NCBI's taxonomy places the organism in Eukaryota, Fungi, Basidiomycota, Agaricomycetes, Agaricales, Omphalotaceae. Gene Ontology annotation, molecular function: ribosome binding; ubiquitin protein ligase activity. The record is from RefSeq and is a predicted model, not a curated record. Gene Ontology annotation, biological process: protein ubiquitination; rescue of stalled cytosolic ribosome.